Microtus ochrogaster (prairie vole) is the source of this 2660-nucleotide messenger RNA. RefSeq names its product transmembrane protein 38B (gene Tmem38b). Gene Ontology annotation, molecular function: potassium channel activity; identical protein binding. Gene Ontology annotation, biological process: potassium ion transmembrane transport. NCBI's taxonomy places the organism in Eukaryota, Metazoa, Chordata, Mammalia, Rodentia, Cricetidae. The record is from RefSeq and is a predicted model, not a curated record. Gene Ontology annotation, cellular component: membrane.
CAACCCCGCCGCGGGAGGGGAACCGGCAGCCGCGGCUGCUCGGGCCUCCGGGGUCGGUAGUCGUCAUGGAUUACCUGUGGGAUGAUCUGACCCUGUCCUUCUCCCGCACGUCCAUGUUCCCCUUUUUUGACAUCGCCCACUACCUGGUGUCGGUGAUGGCGCUGAAGCAGCGGCCAGGAUCUGUGACAGUGGCGUGGAAUAACCCCCUGUCCAGCUGGCUGAGUGCUAUGCUCCACUGCUUUGGGGGAGGAAUUUUAUCCUGUAUACUGCUUGCAGAGCCUCCACUGAAAUUUCUUACAAACCACACUAAUAUUUUACUGGCUUCUUCUAUCUGGUAUAUUGUAUUUUUUUGCCCACGUGACCUAGUUUCCCAGGGCUAUUCCUAUCAGCCUAUUCAAAUGCUGGCUGCGGGAAUGAAGGAAGUGACCAGAACCUGGAAAAUAGUAAGCGGAGUCACACACGCUAGUAACUAUUACCGAAAUAGCUGGAUAGUCAUGAUAACUAUUGGAUGGGCCCGAGGGGCAGGUGGUGCUGUUGUCACGUCUUGUGAGCAGCUGCUGAAAGGAGAUUGGAAGCCAACAGGGAAUGAGUGGCUGAAGAUGUCCUUCCCUUCCAAGGUGACGCUGCUGGGGUCAGUCCUGUUCACGCUACAGCACACCCAGCACCUGGCAAUGUCAAAGCACGACCUCAUGUUCCUGUACACCAUCUUUCUCCUGACGGUGAAGGUCAGAAUGAUGAUGACAAAGAGCAUCCCCAUGACUUUCGCUCCCGUCGAGGACAUCUUGAGCCGGAUGCUGUUUGGCUGGCAGCAGCAGUUUUUAUGGGGUGAAAAGAAACCAGAUGUGAAGCCGUCUUCCAAUGGCACCGCCUCGUCAGUGUCCAAGCCCACCACCGAGGAGCUGGAUGCAGCUAAGAGGCAUGCCAAGAAAGAAGACUGACGACCUGACCUGCGCUUAGGAGGAAGAAAGGGAGAGUUACUUUUCUAUUAGUGUGUGGCCGGAUUUCCGUGUCAGUGAUGCGAAGUAAGCUUAUCUGUAAGGAGAGACGAGACAACAAGGAAGAAAUGCUUUGUGUCAGGGACACCGCUCUGCUGAUUGUAACUCUUGGGGUCAUGAGUGUAUCAUGUGAAUUUAUUUUUCUGAUAUAAGAGAUUCUCCUAAUUAUUUGAACAGUUUUAUAUUGAUAAAAGGAUAAUUUUUUAAAUGUUAGAAAAAGUUCACUUGUUACUGCAAAAUUCUAAGGCUUUCUUUCACACUUAUAAAAUUCAGUAUUUUUUUCAGUUUUUGAAUGAUUCUAAUUGUGUUUUAAUUCUGCAGAAUUAAACCUUUACUUCAUAGUUACAGUGUAAUUCCUGUAUAUAGAAGACAGCUCCUAUUUAAUUUUGAACAUGGAGAAUUUUCCUAAAUAAUUUUUAACUGAAAAUAAACUGAUAGUGUAUAUUUGGUGUAUAAAUUUGUUUUUAUAUUUCUUGCCCAUGUUAAAAAUACUUGAAAUUUUAUUUAUUUUAGUUUCAAGUGUUAUUUUUCAGUGAGACCACACUGUUAAUUUGAGCCUCCGUUUGAAGUUUUUCUUAGGCUCUUGUUUUAAAAAUGACUUUCUCCUCAGAAAAGCAGGGUUACAAUUUGUGUGUAUCUUUUUCUUUUUGCAAUGACAGUCUCACUCUGUAGCCCAGGCUGGCCUCAAAUCUCCUUCUACCUCGGCCUCCCAAAUGCUGGGACUACGGGCACGGGCCACGAUGCCAGGCUAGUGGUGAGGUUUUUCUUGUUACUUAUCUGCGCUUUAUCGUGUGUUUGGAACCUGGGCUGUCUCUGUCCUUACCUUGUUUCCACAGCUGAAGAGAGUCACUGUGUCACAUGUUCUCCUGACUCAGUUGUCAAUGUGUUGGUGCGUGUCUCAGAGACUCCACAAAAAUGGUGUCACGUCCGUACCUCUCCUCCAGUGCGCACCGCUUCGGGGCUUUCUUUGACUGUCUCUUGUGAGUUCGCACAUGGGUGUCUUUGUGUAAUAGACAUGUACACAUGCCGCAAGGUUUAUCUUCACUGAACACCGCUUUCUGGCGAGACUUCUCAGCCCUCAUGAGAAUUGCCUUCACACAUUUGCUCCCAGUCACUGAGCCGAACCUCGCGCGGUAGGCUGCUCCAGUGCAGUAAUACAGCAUUAAGUCUGGUUUCUCAUUGGCAGCGAACAGAGCAGACAAGAAAAUGUACUGCAUGAUAGGCUUAUUUGCUUUAUUUGGGUUAAAAGUCUGGUUAUAAUAUUCAAAUUCUGCGGUAUGACUUUUUAUACCAAGAACGGUACCUGCUCCUCUAUUAGGUGUUUGUGUUGGCUAAGAAGCGCUUCUGUGACGUUCAAGAUGUGAAGUUUUCCUUUUUAGUUUUUAACAAAUACACACCAUCAGGUUCUAUACUUUAACUUGCUUAAGAAGAAGAUUUUGUGUGGGACACUUUUGAUAACCUUGGUAUCAGAAAAUGCUUAUUUUUACUAUUGUGACAGAGAACACUAAAUUGAACUCUAUUAUAUAUUUGAUAAUCUGUAGCCAAAGACUUUGUAAAAAUGAACUUGUUAAUGUUGGGCCGUCCUGAAGUUUGAAUUUAGCUGUGGUUAAAACAGUAAUGUUUUACAUUGUGUUCAAAACAAAUUCAUUAAAAUAAGUACUUUAU